Messenger RNA from Yamadazyma jaroonii, 1047 nucleotides. Lineage: Eukaryota; Fungi; Ascomycota; Pichiomycetes; Serinales; Debaryomycetaceae. The record is from the annotation of a GenBank genome assembly.
AUGAGUAAAGACUUAAAAUUAGCCGUUGUAGGUACUGGUAUCUUCGCUACUGAUAUGCAUUUACCAACCAUUAAUAAGAUCUCCAAUUUAAAAGCUGUUGGAUGUUAUAAUAGAACUAAAGCUAAGGCUGAGACUUUUGCCGAUAAAGCAGGAAUUGCUAAAGACAAGAUUUAUGAUUCUUUGGAAGAAGUUUUCCAAGAUGAAUCAAUUGAUUUUGUCGAUACUUUAUUACCUGUUCAAUACAAUUUAGAUGCUGUUAAAUUGGCUGUUAAAUAUAAUAAACCUAUGAUCUUUGAAAAACCAAUUGCUGCCAAUUUAGAACAAGCUAAAGAAAUUGUUAAAAUUUCUGAACAAUCUGAUUUACCAAUUGGUGUUUUAGAAAACUGGUCAUUCCUUAGUUCAAUUGAAAAGAUAAAAAAAGACUAUUUACCAAAAAUUGGUAAAGUUGUUAGUUUCACCUAUAAUUCCACAGGUCCAUGGAUUUCUGAUAAUAAAUAUCUUGAAACUACUUGGAGACAAAAACCUCAACAUAUUGGAGGUUUCUUGAGUGAUGGAGGUGUUCAUCAAUUAGCUUUAUUAACUGGUCUUUUGGGUGAUGUUGAAUCAAUUUCCGCUUUAACUCAACAAUUAAGAGAAUCUUCAGGUACUGAUGAUAUUUUAUUCUCAACUAUGAAAUUAAAAUCUGGUGCUAUUGGUACUUUCUCUUAUGGUUCUGCUUUCGGAGCUGCUGAAAAGGCUCAAUCUUUAAUCAUUUAUGGUUUAGAAGGUUCAAUUGUUUACAAUUUCUCCAAAUCUUUACCAAAACCAAAAGUUACUUUAAAAACUGGUAGUGCUAACCCUGCUGAAUUCGAAACCACUGAGUUCGAAUUAGAAGAAGUUGAUACCAUGGUUGAAGAAUUCAAAAACUUCUCUGAUGCUUUAAUCAAAAACGAUAAGAAACUUGUUAGAGUACCACCAGCUGUUGCUUUCCAUCAUUUAGCUAUUGUUGCUGCUGCUCUUGAAAGUUCAGCCAAAAAUGGUGAUUCCGUUAAAAUCGAACAACCAUAA